AUGGCGGCCGCCACCUCCUCCUCCCUCCUCGGCCGCCGCUUCCUCCUCUCCCGCCGCUUCGUCUCUUCUCCUUUCCGCCCCUUGUCCUCCACCGCGCCCCCGUCCUCACACUCGGCCGCGGUAUCCGAUGCCGAGCCGGACCCUGAGCCACCCGCCGAUCAGGGUAAUCAGUACCGGAGCCAGCCGAGGCCUCCCAACACGACCCGCACCCUCGAGAAUGGCCUCGACCACGGCAUCUACAAGGCUAUAAUGGUGGGAAAGGUGGGUCAAGAGCCUAUGCAGAAGCGGCUGCGGAGUGGGAAGACCGUCGUGUUGUUAUCGCUGGGCACCGGCGGCAUCCGCAACAACCGCCGCCCGUUGGACAACGAGGAGCCGCAUCAGUACGCGGAACGCAGCUCCGUGCAGUGGCACCGCGUAUGCAUCUACCCGGACAGGCUGGGUAGCCUCGCGCUGAAGCAUGUCAAGACCGGAUCUCUUCUCUAUUUGGAAGGAAAUAUUGAGACAAAGGUGUUCUCCGAUCCUAUAACUGGGCUCGUUAGACGCAUAAGAGAAAUAGCUGUUCGAGGAAAUGGUCGGCUUCUGUUUCUUGGUAACGAUGGCAAUGGCCCCAAGAUAGGUGAAGUGAAGGGCGUUGGGUACUUCUGA
Triticum turgidum subsp. durum (durum wheat) is the source of this 645-nucleotide messenger RNA. Lineage: Eukaryota; Viridiplantae; Streptophyta; Magnoliopsida; Poales; Poaceae. The record is from the annotation of a GenBank genome assembly.